This is a messenger RNA of Stylophora pistillata, 1486 nucleotides long. RefSeq names its product ETV5-related protein Ets96B-like. The record is from RefSeq and is a predicted model, not a curated record. Lineage: Eukaryota; Metazoa; Cnidaria; Anthozoa; Scleractinia; Pocilloporidae.
GCAUUAGUCAUGUUUAUAAAAGCUUCCAGGUGCAGCUAUCAUUAUGAGUAGAACCCAUGUAAAGCCGAAAGUCCUCCAGUUUUCCGUUUCAUUUCCAAGUGAAAGUGUUCGAAUAACCGGACGCCCAACUGACUGUUGACUCCCACGCAAAAUGGCGUCACAAACAGCAGUACAGGGUACAGAGACAGAUCUAGAAAUCGCGGUGGCAUACGAAUCAAACAACGGAGGUAAACAUUCAGAAGUCAAAAAACAUCGUCGCAAGAACGUUAUCCACCUGUGGGAAUUUUUGUUGGAGCUUAUCGCCAAGGACAAUUUGUGUACCAUAAUCUGCUGGAGCAGGAGAGAGUUGAAAGAGUUUCAGGUCAAAAGACCCGAGGAAGUCUCAAGAAGAUGGGGUCUGCUACGAAAACGGAAAGGAAUGAAUUAUGAAAAACUCAGUCGCGCUUUACGAUUCUAUUAUGGCAAGGGAAUUAUUCAAAAGGUUCCUGGCCAGCAGUUUACGUACAAGUUCGAUAAACUACUUUACAGAUACGAGCCAGAAGUUUCACAAGCAAGAAAUAAAGAUUCCAAAUUGAGUUCGUGCGACCAAGAACAAAACGAAGUAUUUUUGAUAAAUCUACGUCCUGUUUCUGUAAACAAUCGGUAUUCUCGUCUUCAUUUGAGCAGUCAACACUGUCACGUGUCCACAUCCCUCUGGGAAAGAGUAUCAUCCCCUCUCUCAUACCCAGUGCUGCGCAGUCAACACAAAUAAGUCAAGUCAGUAUCAGCCCGACAGCUUUCUCCUCAAAUGUGUAUACUGAGUAAAAUAACAUUGAAAGCUAGUGCUUGUGCUUCCGGAAGGAUAGACAACUGCUGCAGAACCUUUGGUAUGAGUUUCACAAUUGUUAUUCACUUCCAAAGGCAAUUUGAAUGAAACAACAUCCGGUGUCCAGCUUCCGGCUUCCGGUCCUAUUUAUUGUUUUUUUUCGGCUCUAAAUCUUUUUCUUUCUCUUUCACUGUUCAAAAGGAUUCAAAGCCAAAUAAUACUUGGAAAAAGUUCAUUAUAUUUUCUUUUACCUCAGAAUAUCCCUUUCACUGCUCGAAGAUCACUCGGUCAGGACACUGCGCUAUUGAAAAGCGCCUUAAGGUGAAGAUCACGACCUCCGAGACCGUGCAAAUAUUUCGGUUCGGUAAGAUUCCCAAUAAACAAAUAUGAAAACCAUACCAGAAAAACAAAUCUUUCAUAAUAAUUUGAAGGUCAAGUUGAAGAAAAGCCAUCUUAUUUCUGCGAUUUAUUUUAUAACCUUCUGGAUGACAAAAUUUUCUCGUCUAUCACGCCGUGUUUGCUACCGGAAGUCCCUGGAGGAAAAUAAUACCGUCAAAUUUCGAGAGGAAGUAUAUAUAUUCCUUUUUUUAGACCAUGAAACUUCCUUUGUUGUUAGUCAUGGUUAAAUAGAGCUGCAAGAUGCAAAUAUCGUUAACUGAAAUUAAAUAUGCAGAGCUGAAA